Messenger RNA from Ilyonectria robusta, 1140 nucleotides. RefSeq names its product nitrilase. Gene Ontology annotation, molecular function: catalytic activity. The record is from RefSeq and is a predicted model, not a curated record. NCBI's taxonomy places the organism in Eukaryota, Fungi, Ascomycota, Sordariomycetes, Hypocreales, Nectriaceae. The transcript has 2 exons. The coding region runs from base 1 to 1140 and encodes 379 amino acids.
AUGCCCUCUUUCUUACGGGUGGCCGCUUGCCACGCCUCUCCUGUGUUUCUUUCCGCCAAGCAAACAACAGACAAAGCUCUCACUCUCAUUCGGCAGGCCGCCAGAAAUAAGGCCAACCUCGUUGUCUUCCCCGAGACUUUCAUCCCAGCAUUCCCGAUAUGGAGUGCAUUGCGCCCACCAACCGAUAACCAUGACCUCUUCAAGCGGAUGGCCCUGGAAUCUGUCUACUCUGAUGGCGCUGAAAUCAACGCCAUCCGCAGGGAGGCUAAGAGUCUCGGCAUUAUAGUCAGUAUUGGGUUCUCCGAGAAAGUCCGCUUCAGCAGCGCGACCUUGUAUAACUCGAAUAUUAUUGUCGGCGGCAAUGGCGACGUUCUAGUACACCAUCGGAAGCUUAUGCCGACCUUCUUCGAGAAGCUUACUUGGGCUCCGGGCGAUGGGCAUGGGCUACGUCUUGCUGAUACGCCGUUUGGAAAGAUCGGAAACUUAAUCUGCGGCGAGAAUACAAACCCCCUUGCCCGAUACACCCUCAUGGCCCAGGGAGAGCAACUCCAUAUUUCGACAUGGCCCGCCAUCUGGCCAACAAGGGUUCCCAAGCCACCAUCUAACCAGGACGACACAUCUUCAGCGGGAAUGGUACAGACAUCGACUGUCUCUCGGGGCGCAAACUACGACAAUGUCGCUGCCAACCGAGUUCGUGCAGCUGCGCACUGCUUCGAGGCGAAAUGCUUCGGCGUUCUUUGCACAGGAAAGCUAGGACAGGACGCCAUCAACGCGAUAUCAUCAAGUGCUAGCCCCGAUGCAAUCCGGGCUCUGGAAGAGGCUCAGCAAGGCGCCACUAUGUUUUUGGAUCCGACAGGAGCACCGCUGCCAAGCUUUGUGUUUGAGCAGGAAUCUCCUGUGCCAAAGGACCUGUUGCAGGACACAGAGGGAAUUUUAUACGCCGAUAUGGACCUGGAGGACUGUAUUGAAGGCAAGCAGUAUCAUGAUGUGGUUGGCGGAUACCAGCGACUGGAUGUCUUUGAUUUGAGAGUUGAUCGAACUCGGCGCGACCCUGUCCAUUUCGUUGAAGAUGCUCCUCCAGCACAAUCAAAGGGUCAAGCAAGCAGACCAUUGGGAUCUAGAAACCCAUUGACCCCUUGA